This is a messenger RNA of Penicillium atrosanguineum, 3762 nucleotides long. RefSeq names its product putative copper resistance-associated P-type ATPase. Lineage: Eukaryota; Fungi; Ascomycota; Eurotiomycetes; Eurotiales; Aspergillaceae. The transcript has a single exon. The record is from RefSeq and is a predicted model, not a curated record. Gene Ontology annotation, cellular component: membrane. Gene Ontology annotation, biological process: monoatomic cation transport; copper ion homeostasis. Bases 1 to 3762 code for a protein of 1253 amino acids. Gene Ontology annotation, molecular function: copper ion binding; P-type divalent copper transporter activity; ATP binding.
AUGCAGCAGAAUGCAGAUUUAAGCUCCAGGAGAAGUGUCUUCUGGGUUAGCAAUGUUCACUGCUCUUCAUGCGUCGCCUAUGUCACCGAGAUAUUGUCCGAAAUUCCAACUGUCAGAGACAUUGACGUGUCGAUCAUUACCCAUGAGGUACGCGUCACCCAUGGCAUCUCUGCGCGGCCGGCAGAUCUCGUCGCAGCUUUGAUACACGCUGCGUUUGAAGUUCAUCAUGUUACGACAUAUGACGAACGCGCAGCGAUUAUAUCUGACCUCGACACCACUUCAUGGAAUCAUCGUGGAUCCACAAUCUUCUCCACCCCUCGAACAUCAUACUCCAGUAUUUCAUCUAAUAUCAAAGAGCGACUACACACUAGCAGAGAAAAUGGGCACUUUGCCAAUUGCGAUGCGUGUCAGAAGGAAGAAGCAGAAAGGCUUUCACGUCUCUCUUACCAGAGCACGACAGAGCCACUACAUGAAAAAUUUGCACAAAAUUCUGUCUGGCCUGCUCAUACUCCUUCUGUGUCUACGUCUGAGACUCAAGUAGAGCAAGAUGCCACAUUGACGCCAAAAGUCCCACCUAGUAUAUCUGAAACGCCUGAGCUGUCCUCACCAUCAAGUGAUGAAUUCUCAGCACGGAUCAGCAUUGGGGGUAUGAGCUGUGCGUCAUGUGUCAAUACUAUUACUGCUGCUGUACAAGAGUUGGAGUUUGUCAAGGAGGUCACUGUCAACCUUCUCACAAAUAGCGCAACGCUGGUUUACUUUGGUCCGCGGGAGAAUGUUGACCUGAUUACCGAAAAGAUCGAAGAUAUCGGCUUUGAUGCUUUCUUGGAUGAGGUCAACCGGAUUUCUGAAGUGCCGUUUACCCAACAGGCCUCGGCCGGCUAUGUCACCGAGAUUGCAAUCACCGGCAUGACAUGCGGUUCUUGUGUCGGAUCUGUGACUCGAGGGAUCGAAGAGUUACCCUUCAUCACGAGUGUCUUUGUAAAUCUGCUCUCACACAGCGGCAAGAUUGAAUUUGAAGGACGCGAAAACCUCGACAAGAUUGUUGAGAAGAUUGAGGACCUGGGAUACGAUGCUGCAGUCAGUAAUAUUCACUCGCUGGCUGAGAACAAGCAACAGACUGGCCUUGCCAAAUUGAGAACAAUCUCCAUUCGUGUCGAUGGAAUGUUUUGCCGCCACUGCCCCGAAAAAGUCUUGGCUUCUUUGGAUACCCUUUCAGAUGUCACUGUGGAGGAGACUCUUUGCGAGAAGAACCCUAUAGUCAAGGUAGCUUAUACACCUAACCCGCCUUUUCUGACUGUUCGCUCCAUUCUUGCAACAGUCAAUGGGGCCAACGGCGCUUUUACUGCAAGCAUCUAUCACCCACCGAGCAUUGAAGACCGAUCUCGUGCGAUGCAAUUGCAUGAGCGUCGCCGGCUUCUGACUCGACUGCUAUUCGUCUUUGCUGCAGCCAUCCCAACCUUCAUUAUUGGUAUUGUCUUCAUGUCUCUCGUCUCAUCCAGCAACCCAGUUCGCAUGUAUCUUGACCAGACAAUCUGGUCUGGCAGUGUGACUCGCACAGAGUGGGCUCUCUUCAUCAUGGCGACCCCCGUCAUGGUCUACGGCACUGACGUGUUCCAUACUCGGGCCAUGAAAGAAAUCCACGCACUUUGGCGCCCCGGAAGCAGGGUACCAAUCUUGCGACGCUUUUACAGAUUCGGCAGCAUGAACCUCUUGAUUUCUGCAGGAACGGCGGUAGCUUACUUCUCCUCCCUGGCCGUUCUCAUUGUUGAUGCCGUUGUGGGUACAAAAUCCAGUGCUCACAGUACGACCUACUUUGAUUCAGUUGUCUUUUUGACCCUUUUUAUCCUCGCUGGGCGAUUCUUGGAGGCUUACAGCAAAGCUAAGACGGGCGAUGCAGUUACAUCACUGGGCAAGCUUCGACCCUCGGAGGCUCUACUCAUUGAGAAUCAGUCCACAAUGCAGACCGACGAGAACACUAGAUUUGACUCAAUGCAACGCAUCAAUGUUGACCUUUUGGAGGUCGGUGACGUUGUACGUAUCCCUCAUGGUGCAUCUCCUCCAGCGGAUGGCGUUGUGGUGGGAGAAGGAUCUUACCAAUUCGAUGAGAGUUCUUUGACCGGAGAGUCUCGCCCGGUCAAGAAAGCUGUUGACAACCAAGUCUUUACUGGCUCCGUCAAUGUCGGUCAGCCUGUGCACAUCCGAAUCACUGAACUCGGAGGAACCUCUAUGCUUGAUCGAAUCAUUGCUGUCGUUCGUGAAGGUCAGAGCAAGCGUGCACCUCUCGAAAGGAUCGCUGAUCUGCUCACCUCACACUUCGUGCCUGUUAUUACCUUGAUUGCCAUUCUUACUUUCAUCAUUUGGCUCUCUCUCGGACACUCGGGUGUUCUACCUGGUGACUACUUGGAUGCUGCUCAGGGUGGUUGGACUUUUUGGAGCUUGGAAUUUGCUAUCGCAGUGUUCGUGGUGGCUUGCCCAUGUGGAUUGGCAUUGGCUGCCCCCACGGCCCUGUUUGUUGGAGGUGGACUCGCAGCAAAGCAUGGUAUCCUGGUCAAGGGUGGUGGUGAAGCCUUCCAAGAAGCCAGCCGUCUUGACGCCAUCGUCUUCGACAAGACAGGCACAUUGACUGAGGGAGGAAGCCUUAAGGUUUCUGACCACGAGAUCCUCACAAACAAUGACGGGAUAUUGAAGGUUGCCUGGGCUCUUGCUCAAAAGCUUGAAGAGAGCAGCAAUCAUCCGAUAGCCCAGGCCAUCUCUGCCUUCUGCGCAUCUCAACCGGGAGCUGCUGUCGCAUCCUCUGAUAUCCAAGAGAUCUCUGGACAGGGCAUGAAAGGAACAUUCACUAUGUCUACCGAUAAAGCCGAGCAGAAGGAACAGUACGAGGCUGCGAUUGGUAACGAGCGCCUGCUUCGCAGCAUCCUAUCUUCUGAAGCCGACACAUAUUUCGUCUCGAACUUGCUGUCGAAGUUCCAGUCAGCGGGCAAAUCCACAGCUAUUCUCUCCCUUCGACGUCUCGAUUCCCAGUCCAAGCCUACGGUAUUCGUUCCUGCAAUUAUCUUCGCAACUUCAGAUACUAUUCGACCCGAAGCAGUCGAGAUCAUUUCCAAUCUCAACAAGCGUCAAGUCGAGGUAUUUAUGUGCACCGGCGACAACCAGACAACUGCCCAUGCCGUGGCCCACAUGCUGGGUAUUCCACGUUCCAACGUGAUGGCCAACGUCCUACCCGCAGAGAAAGCCAGCUUCGUGCGCCGAGUCCAAGACGGCUCAGUGAAGGCAUCAUCCACAGGUAUGGGCUCGCCACCCCGGAGCAAGACUCGCCCAAUUGUCGCUUUCGUCGGCGACGGCGUCAAUGAUUCACCCGCUCUGGCCGCCGCAGAUGUUAGCAUCGCAAUGGCAUCUGGCUCUGACGUGGCCAUCAACUCCGCCAGCUUUAUUCUUCUCAAUUCGGAUCUGAGCACGAUUCUGCAACUGGUUCUCCUCAGUCGUCGUGUAUUCAACCGUGUGCGAAUGAACUUCGUCUGGGCAGUUAUCUACAAUUUCUGUCUUGUUCCAAUUGCUGCUGGUGUUUUCUAUCCCAUUGUUAGUGGUCACCAUGAGAAGACUGUCGGCCAUGAAACUGUCAUGCUUGAUGAGCAUUGGAGGCUCAGUCCUGUUUGGGCUGCUCUGGCGAUGGCGUUGAGCAGUAUCUCCGUUGUUACGAGCAGUCUCGCGCUGAGGGUGGACAUGGAGAGUAUCAAGAGGGUCUUCAAGAAGAAGAAGAACUGA